CAACACGUCUCUGUCGGCUUCACGUCUCAUCGGUCGCAGUUGAGCUCCCCACCCGUUUCAGACACACGACCGAGGAGUAUAAUGGGUCCUAAGCCAGGCCAGAAGACAGUGCUUAUCACCGGCUGCACACCGGGAGGCAUUGGCCAUGCACUGUGCUUGGAGUUCCACGCCAAGGGCGUCCAUGUUAUCGCCACGGCCCGCAACCCCGCCGUUCUCUCCGAGAUGGCUGCCAUGGGCAUGACCACGCUCACCCUGGAUGUCACCAAGGAAGACAGCAUUAAGGCCUGCCACGACGAGGUCUCGAAGCUUACCGGCGGUAAACUGGACAUUCUCGUCAACAACGCUGGCCGCACCCACACGCACCCGGCCACCGACCUGUCCAUCCCGGACGUGCGCGAGACCUUCGAGACCAACGUGUUUGGCGUCAUGGCCAUGUGCGCCGCCUUCUCGGACCUGCUGAUCGCCUCCAAGGGCCUCAUCAUCAACAUCGCCUCGCUGGCCGCCGUGACCCCCUACGUCUUCGGCUCGGCCUACUGCGCCACCAAGGGCGCCGUCACGGCCUACUCGCGCACCCUGCGCCUCGAGCUCAAGCCGUUCGGCGUCCGCGUCAUGGUCGCCAUGACGGGCACCGUCCGCAGCCAGAUCGCCUCGCGCACCCACCGCACCCUGCCCGAGGGGAGCAUCUACCAGCGCGUCCGCGACAUCUUCGAGCGCCGCCUGACCUUCUCCCAGAACAACCGGGCCACCAUGGACACCGCCCAGUACGCCCGCAAGCUCGUGGCCAAGGCCCUCGCCCCGGAGUGGCCGCUGCUGCUGCGCGCCUGGUUCGGCCGGCCCGACUGGUUCUGGGCCGGCGGCUGGGCCGCCGUGGUCUGGCUGGGCCAUUCCCUGGGCGAGUGGAUCACGGAUUUCGUCAUGUACCGCAUGAUGGGGUUGACGACGCUGGAGAAGGUGCUCAGGGAGGAGGAGAGGAAGAAGAAGAAGCUGACGUGAGGCAGCCAACAAGGGCAGGGGGAUUGAACGUGCUCUGUCAGAUCUGUAAGGCUGGUGAUGUAAUUAUCCGUUAUUGAGGUCACGGUGCUGUUGCAGAUAUUAAUAUUAUCCCACUGGGCGCGCGCGCCUUGUCCGAAAUUCUCC
Messenger RNA from Thermothelomyces thermophilus ATCC 42464, 1137 nucleotides. RefSeq lists its product as uncharacterized. Gene Ontology annotation, cellular component: lipid droplet; endoplasmic reticulum. Lineage: Eukaryota; Fungi; Ascomycota; Sordariomycetes; Sordariales; Chaetomiaceae. The record is from RefSeq and is a predicted model, not a curated record. Gene Ontology annotation, biological process: triglyceride catabolic process; phosphatidic acid biosynthetic process. Gene Ontology annotation, molecular function: triacylglycerol lipase activity; acylglycerone-phosphate reductase (NADP+) activity. The transcript has 4 exons. The annotation marks the transcript as partial.